UCACAGCCAGUCUUAGAAGCCAAAAGGGAAAAAAAAGAGCGAGGGUCCUGCAGAAGAUUUGCAUGACACCCUCUCCCCGGACUCGGAGAGGUCCAGGUUUACACACGUCACUGGUCGAGGAUCUUUGUUUUCUCUCCACCUCUCGGUGGAGGAAUACAAGUUUAUCAUCCAGCCAGAGACGGGACGGUCUCCUCUGCCGCUCCUCUCCUCCACCCGUCGUGCUGCACCGGGCUACUUUCUCCUGUAUGGUGGAUAUCCUGCUCAACACUUCUUUCUUGGAUGAUAUGGGGGAUCAUUCAAAAAAGAAGUCGGGAAUCGCAAUGUGUGUGGGCUGUGGAAGUCAGAUACACGACCAGUACAUCCUGAGAGUCUCCCCGGACCUGGAGUGGCACGCAGCCUGCCUCAAGUGUGCAGAGUGCAGCCAGUACCUGGACGAGAGCUGCACUUGCUUCGUCCGAGACGGAAAGACUUACUGUAAGAGAGACUAUGCCAGGCUGUUUGGCAUCAAAUGUGCAAAGUGUAACAUGGGCUUCUGCAGCAGCGACCUGGUGAUGAGGGCCCGGGACAGCGUGUACCACAUGGAGUGCUUUCGGUGCUCGGUGUGCAGUCGACACCUCCUGCCGGGAGACGAGUUCUCCCUGCGGGACGACGAGCUGCUGUGUCGGGCGGACCACGGUCUGCUGGUGGAGCGGGCCUCCGCAGGGAGCCCGCUCAGCCCGGGCAACGUCCACACCAGACCGCUGCACAUCUCAGACCCGGUUUCGGCCCGGCACCCUCCUCACCACCGGAACCACGUCCACAAGCAGUCGGAGAAGACCACCCGCAUCCGCACGGUGCUGAACGAGAAGCAGCUCCACACCCUGCGGACCUGCUACAACGCCAACCCGCGGCCGGACGCUCUGAUGAAGGAGCAGCUGGUGGAGAUGACCGGCCUGAGCCCCCGGGUCAUCCGCGUGUGGUUCCAGAACAAGCGCUGCAAAGACAAGAAGAGGUCCAUCCUGAUGAAGCAGCUGCAGCAGCAGGCGCACAGCGACAAGACCAAUCUACAGGGCCUGACGGGCACACACCUGGUGGCGGGCAGUCCCAUCCGGCACGACAACGGCGUGCAGGGGAAUCCUGUGGAGGUGCAGACCUACCAGCCCCCGUGGAAGACCCUCAGCGACUUCGCCCUGCAGAGCGACCUGGACCAGCCCGCCUUCCAACAACUGGUGUCCUUCUCGGAGUCGGGCUCUCUGGGAAACUCGUCGGGCAGCGACGUGACCUCCCUGUCGUCGCAGUUACCGGACACACCGAACAGCAUGGUGCCGAGUCCCGUGGACACGUGAGGAGGGGGAGGCCUGGACCGGAGGUCAGCUGGGUCACGCCGAGAGCGCGCGGGAGGAGGCGCAGAGACCUCCGUGAUGUCCAAUCAAGAAAAAGAAGAAGAAGAAAAAAAAAGAACGAGGGACCAGGAUGGAUUAUGUUCGAGGAUACAGACAUGGAGGUCUGGCUGUUCCCUUUUACCCCCGCCUUGCUCAAGGACACUUCGGCAGGACUCGCGGCUGCUGAUGGGACGUUAUGUUGCUUCUUUUCGCGGGACACCUCGCCACCUUCUGACGCCAGUGGGACAGGACACGCCGUGGGGAACGUGUCGUGGGAUUCAAACGGCAUCGUCGGCCGGCACGCGACGUCUGAGCGUUACUGCUCAUCGGUGUGUGUCAUCAGGAAAACCCAAACUGUGUAGAUGUGCAUGAUUUGUAAGUUUCAAUCUCGACUCUUGUAAAUGAACUGAAACCGGAGAGUGAUGCGCACUGCUCGCGUUCUCUCCAGAAGAAUAACUUAUUAAAUAUUUAUUACGAGGACAGACAUAGCCGAACUUAUCAACAAUAAUAAUAGUAAUAAUAAAUAAAAAAAAACAUAGUUCUGAUUGUUGCAUGCAAAAACACAUUUGUUCCAUAAACUUUCAGAGGCAUUUUAACCUCGGGAAAAUAAAUCAGUGUUGAGGUAAAUGGAAA
Scophthalmus maximus (turbot) is the source of this 1994-nucleotide messenger RNA. RefSeq names its product ISL LIM homeobox 2a (gene isl2a). Gene Ontology annotation, cellular component: nucleus. The record is from RefSeq and is a predicted model, not a curated record. The coding region runs from base 63 to 1325 and encodes 420 amino acids. Gene Ontology annotation, molecular function: cis-regulatory region sequence-specific DNA binding; DNA-binding transcription factor activity, RNA polymerase II-specific. Gene Ontology annotation, biological process: neuron fate specification; positive regulation of transcription by RNA polymerase II; axonogenesis. Lineage: Eukaryota; Metazoa; Chordata; Actinopteri; Pleuronectiformes; Scophthalmidae. The transcript has 6 exons.